GAUUGGAGAAAGUAUUUCCCUGAUUCGUACUCGCACCUGUUUUAAAAAUUGACGUCAAAACUGCAAAAGUUGUUUCAGCUAUGGAUCUUCAUACAAUAACUUGCUCAGCAACUUUAGAGGAGUUGAAUGCUAAAGGUGAAACACUCAGAAAAAUGCAACAUAAGAAUGUAACAUUCACACUAGGCAGGAAUGAAUUCAGAGAUGUCAUAUUAUGCGUGAACUUUCCCAGUAAACGUGAAAUGAAGUACACUUUAAGAGAUGUAUUGGUGCACAAGAAAUUUGUUAAGGAUGGUAAAGCAACCAUUAAACUUACCACCGAUAACACACAGGUUAUGAUGUCAAACUGUGCUCCAGAUAAAUUGAUAAUGUUUUUAAAGACCAUGACAACAAAAUUAGAAUGCUUGAAAAAGAAAGGAUUUGUAAGUGAGAGGCUCAAAUGGAAGUCCGAUCUUCCAAGAACAUUUGAUGAAAUUAGUCCACUGACUAUGAGAGACCUGAAAGAAGCACAUGAGGCCAAAGCUAAGUUGGCAGAAAAGUGUGAUUUGUACACGCCGAAAGGAAAGCGGAAAAGAUGUGCCAGUGAUGAUAAGGAGAACCAGCAACCGCCAGCAAGUAAAAUGGCGAGGAAACUUAUCUGUAAUGAUGGGAAGGGCACAAUAGGAUUACAAGCUAGCAGUUUACCUGAGGCAAUCACAAAUCCUGUCAAGUUAACUAAGGAGCAGACAACGGUUCUAGAAAGUGUGAAAAGUGGACAGAACAUUUUCUUCACUGGUAGUGCAGGAACUGGAAAAUCUUUCCUUCUCAGAAGAAUUAUAGGUGCGUUACCACCCCAGCACACAUAUGCCACAGCUAGUACAGGAGUUGCUGCUUGUCAUAUAGGGGGAACAACUCUUCAUCAGUUUGCAGGUAUAGGAUCUGGUCAGGCAGCUAUAGAACAGUGUAUACAGCUGGCAUCCAGACAACAAGUGGCUCAACAGUGGAGAAAAUGUAAUCAUCUAAUCAUUGAUGAGAUUUCUAUGGUCGAUGGAGAUUUCUUCGAUAAACUAGAGACUGUGGCAAGGGUAAUCAAGAAGUCAGACAAACCAUUUGGUGGCAUACAGUUGAUCAUCUGUGGAGAUUUUCUACAGUUGCCACCAGUUACCAAAGGAUCUGAGAAACGGAAAUUCUGCUUUCAGUCGAAAUCCUGGAGUAAAGUUAUACAGCUGAAAUUAGAGUUAACAGUUGUUAAACGACAAUCAGACAGCAAGUUCAUUGAUAUUCUACAAAACAUUAGACUUGGAAGAUGUCCAGAUUAUGUAUACACAACAUUACGUGCUACAGCAAAGAACAACAUACAAAGGGAAGGAAUCCUAGCAACCCAGUUGUGUACACAUAAGGAAGAUGUCAACCAGAUCAACAACUUUCAGUUGAAAAAGCUAACAGGUCCGUCCAAGAGGUAUGAGGCGACGGACAGCGAAGAGGCAUACCUGAAACAGAUAAACUACCUCUGUCCUGUCCCCGCCACGCUGGAACUGACUGUUGGGGCACAGGUGAUGCUAGCCAAAAAUGUUGAUGUAUCCCAGGGACUGGUCAAUGGGGCUAGGGGUGUGGUUGUGGGAUUUGAAAAAGGAGGAGAAGGUUUACCGGUUGUGAAGUUUCUAUGUGGCCAGGAAGUGACUGUCAAACCUACAAGAUGGACAUUUAAAUUAGCUGGCGGUGUUUUCUUGAGUAGAAAGCAAGUUCCUCUCAAGCUUGCCUGGGCAAUAUCAAUACAUAAAAGUCAGGGUAUGACGCUGGACUGCGUGGAGAUCUCACUGUCUAAAGUAUUUGAAUCAGGCCAGUCAUACGUAGCACUCUCCCGUGCAAAGAACCUUGAAGGACUACGAGUACUAGAUUUCGACAAAAAAUGUGUUCGCUCGGAUCCAGAUGUACUGAAGUUCUACCAUAGAAUGUCAUUAAAACAGAAAAUGAUGGACGGAAGUAUAGAACAAGAAAGCGGCAUGAAGCGACCUAAACAUUGGUGAUGCCUGGAAGUUGUGAUAAAACUUUAAAAGCGUACAGUAUUAACAAAAGAUCUCAGUUUUUACUACAUAAACACACAGCUGCCAAAGCUCUGAGCUGGGCCAAAAAUACUCGGGAUAUGCCAGUAUUUUCACUGACAUUUUAUCAUUAAAACUUUAUUGCCAGUCAUUAUGUUUGAGAGAAAUCCUAAUCAUAAGGCAAGUCACAUUGUCUUACUUGCUAUUUUUGGUGAUGACAGAUGCAAAAUUGUGAUGGUUUUUAGUGGAAGUUGUUAGGGGCCAAUAGAGUGAAAUAUAGAAAACCUGUUUUACAACUUCUUCUCAUCAGAUCCUAGACGUAUCUUCAUCCUUUUGGUUUUUAGCAUCAUUAUAAUGUCCAUUCCCAGGUUUAUUAUGUCCCUUCAAAGAAGGAGGGGUAUAUUGUUUUGCAGAUGUCGGUGGGUUUUUAGUUCACCUGAGCAAUGCUCAUAGUGAGCUAUUAUGAUUAUGCUGUGUCAAUCAUGCGUCCGUCCAUCCAUCUGUUGUCAACAAUUUUGUUCAAAAGACAUCUCCUCCAAAACCACGGAAUGGAUUUUGAUGAAACUUGGCGUGGAUGUUCCUUGGAUGGUCCUCUACCAAAGUUGUUCAAACAGUUAUGCUUGGUUAUACAUAGGGGCCGCCAGAACUAUAAAUAUAAAAAUCUUCAAACAACAUCUUUUCCUAAACCGAUGGUCUGAUUUUAAAAUAAUUGCAAACAAAUGGUCCUUAUGUAAACCUCUACCAAAGUUGUUCAAAUUAUACCAAUUUGUCAAAAAACAUGGCCGCCAGGGGGUGUAGUCACUUUUCCUUAUAUGUAUAUAGUGGAAAUAAAAAAAAUCUUCAUGUGUGUAACUGCUAGCCUGAUCUUAAAAUAAUUUUACACAAAUGGUUCUUGAAUGACCCUCUACCAAGAUUUUUCAGAUUAUUUUGAUUCGUCAAAAAAACAUGGCAGCCAGUGGGUGUGGUCACUUUUCCCUGUAUGUAUAUAGUGGAAACUUUAAAAAUCUUGUGUGAAACUGCUGGCUCGAUUUUAGAAUAAUGGAGAGCAAUAGGGGCAAUAUAAGAACCUUUAAAAGACUUCACAUAAACAGCUUGACGGAUCUUUAUCAAACUUGGUCGGUAGCAUGACAGGAAAUUUUUUCAAAUGUAGGCACAUGGCCAUUCUUAUGCCCCCGAAGGGAAGCAUAUUAGUUUUCAACUGUCCUUCUGUUUGUUCGUUCGUUCCUCACAACGUUAAUUUUUGCAUGAAGGCACUUUACUCGCGAACCACUACACCUAGGACAUUCAGACUUCACAUGCUGAUAGUACUUAUUGAGUACACGACCCCUACUGACUUUGGGGUCACCAGGUCAAAGGUCAAGGUGCUGCGGAGGCAUUUGUCACCAUUAGUGACAGCUCUUGUUAGAGAUCCUAAAAGGGGCCCUUUAGAGCUAAAAAUAGAAAUACCCCUUAAACAACUUUUUCUAAUGUAUAGCUUAAUGGAUCUUUAUCAGUCUUGAUCUGUUGCACCAUUACAUUGUCCUUUCCCAAAUUUGUUCAAAUAGGGGCACUUGGCCAUCUUAGGAGGCAGGUAGCAUUAAAAAUAGAAAUAGUACAUGUUGUCACGGAGGUCACAAAACUAUGUAAUCCUUCAGAUUGCACAACUUACUGCAUAGUGAUCAGCACCAGUUUGCACUCCCUUUGUAACUAUUUUAGCUCACCCUAGCAUGAAGUGCUCAAGGUAAGCUAUUGUGACCAGUCAUUGUCUGGCAUUGUGUGUCAUCUGUCAUAAUUUGCCAUGUUAACACUCUUAGAGGCCACAGUUUUACCCAAAUUUUAUGAACCUUGGUCAGAAUGUUUGUCUUGUUGAUCUUAAGGUCAGUUUAGAAACAGGGUCAUGUUGGGUCAAAAACAAGGUCAGUAGACCAGAUCAAAGUAAAAUCUUGUAAACAUUAUAUAGAGUCCACAGUUUAAGUUUGAAACUCAGAAUUCAGGUCAGAAUGUUUGUCUUGAUGUCCUCUAGGUCAAGUUUGAAUCUGCCAUCAGCAGUGUUAAAAAUCUUGCUAUUUCGCUUUGUCGCCUUGUUGCCCGGACCAAAGCGACAACGCUCCAAAAGAAAAAAUCUUGCCUUUUUAUGCCCCCCUUCCCCCAUGAGUGUUGAGGGCAUAUAGAUUUACUCUUUUCUGUCUGUACGUCCAUCCCAAGUUUGUGACACGCCAAGCUCAAAAAGUAUUUGAUAUAAAUUGAUGAAACCUUGCAUGAGUCUUUAUCAUGAUAUGAACUUGAGCACCUCCUAUUUUUCAACUGGCUCCGCCCCCUAUUUUUAGACUUAUGGCCCCUGAAAUAGCCAAAAAUGCACAUUUUCACCUUGUGACACGCCUAGCUCAAAUAGUAUUUGGUGUAGAUUCAAAUGAAACCUUGUAUGAUUCUUAAUAAUGAUAUGAACUUGCCCACCUUUUUCAUUUGGGUCCGCCUCCUAUUUCCAGAGUUAUUGCCCCUGAAAUAGUCAAAAAUGCACAUUGUCACCUUGUGACGCGCCUUACUCAAAAUGUAUUAUUAUAUAAACUGAUUAAACCUUGCAUGAGUCUUUAUCAUGAUGUGAACUUGUGCACUUACUAUUUUUUAUCUGCCUCUGCCCCCUAUUUUCAGAGUUACGGUCCCUAAAAUUGUCAAAAAUGCACAUUUUCACCUUAUGACGCACCUAGCUCAAAAAUUAUAUAAAAAGAUGAAACCUUGAAAUGGAUGUGACCUUGCACACUUGGCAUUCUCCUUGAGAAUUUUAGCGUUUAUUACAGAGUUAUGGCUCUUGAAAUAGCCAAAAUAGUGAAUUUUUUGUUUGUGAUGCUUAUAGCUCAAAAAGUUUAUGGUAUAGAAUAAUGAAUCCUUUUCAUAUUUUUUUAUGCCCCCGAAGGGAGGCAUAUAGUUUUUGAACCGUCUGUCUGUCUGUCCGCAAUUUUUGUGUCCGGUCCAUAUCUUUGUCAUCGAUGAAUGUAUUUUCAAAUAACUUGGCAUGAAUGUGUACCACAGUAAGACGACUUGUCGCGCGCAAGACCCAGGUCCGUAGCUCAAGGGUCAAGGUCACACUUAGACAUUAAAGGAUAGUGCAUUGAUGGGCGUGUCUGGUCCAUAUCUUUGUCAUCAAUGGAUGGAUUUUCAAAUAACUUGGCAUGAAUGUGUACCACAGUAAGACGAAGUGUCGCGCACAAGACCCAGGUCCGUAGCUCAAAGGUCAAGGUCACACUUAGACAUUAAAGGAUAGUGUGUUGAUGGGCGUGUCCGGUCCAUAUCUUUGUCAUCGAUGGAUGGAUUUUCAAAUAACUUGGCAUAAAUAUGUACCACAGUAAGACAACGUGUCGCGCGCAAGACCCAAAUCCGUAGCUCAUAGGUCAAGGUCACACUUAGACAUUAAAGGAUAGUGCAUUGAUGGGCGUGUCCGGCCCAUAUCUUUGUCAUCGAUGGAUGGAUUUUCAAAUAACUUGGCAUGAAUGUGUACCACAGUAAGACGACGUGUCGUGAGCAAGACCCAGGUUCGUAGCUCAAAGGUCAAGGUCACACUUAGACGUUAAAGGUCAUUUUUCAUGAUAGUGCAUUGAUGGGCAUGUCCGGUCCAUAUCAUUGUCAUUCUAGCAUGGAUUUUAAAAUAACUAUGCAUGAAUGUGUGACACAGUAAGACGACGUGUCGCGCACAAGACCCAGCUCCGUAGAUCAAAGGUCUUAAACUCUAACAUCAGCCAUAACUAUUCAUUCAAAGUGCCAUUGGGGGCAUGUGUCAUCCUAUGGAGACAGCUCUUGUUUUUGAGGCUAUACCCCAUUAAGACUGCAAACAUAUAAAUUAUUUCCCCUUAUUUGUGACAUAUGUACCAGUGGGGAACACACCCUGUGUCCUACAGACACAUUCUAGUUACUUUGUCGCCUUCAUGUAGCGCAUAUGCGCAUCAUUAUUAUAAGAUUUGACAGAAUGUAUAUUUUAUACAAGGUAUGCGCUACAGGAAGGCGACAGCAAAGAGGCAAGAUUUCUGGUAUUUGCAGGUCGUUGCCUUUUCGCUUUGUCACAGGCGAAAAGUUGAGAUUUUAAAUCUUGCUAUUUCACCUUUUUGCAUUGUGGUUUUUCACUUGUCGUGUUCUCAAUCUCACCCUGGCACCAGGGACAAAGUGAAAAGGCAACAACAUGCAAUAUCCAAAAUUUCACCUUUACCAACAAAGAGAAAAGGCAAAGUUGGCAGAAAUCAGCCACCAUAUGGAGACCAAUGACAUUGAUUUGUGUACAAUCUGUUUAACAACUGGAAAAGAUGUAUAAAAUUACACUAAUUCAUUAAAUAAGAAAAUCUAACCGUGCACUAAAUAAAAGCAAUUUGACCAUUGGUUGUGAAAGAUAAUCAUUCUGUGUUCAAUGAAUUUAAAUAUAUGCUGUUUUUACCUUUCAACAGAAACAGGGUGUUAUGGAAUGUGUGUGCUAUAUUGAUGAGAAGUCAUAUUGCUCAGUGGCAAACUGAUCUAAAUAGAGCGAUAGGUGUUAAUUGUACCCCCCAACAACAAAGUUGUAAGGGGGGGUAUACUGGUUUCAGGUUGUCUGUCUGUCUGUCUGUCUGUCUGUCUGUCUGUCUGUCUGUCCGUCCGUCCGUCUGUCCAUCUGUCGGUCUGUCUGUCUGUCUGUCCGUAGACACAAUCUUGUGCACACCUUCUCUCCUCUUGACAUCUUGACACAAUUUAAUGAAACUUCACACAAGUGAUCAGUAACAACAGUAGUUGUGCAUGGGGCAUGUUAGGUUCUUUCAGAAAAAAAAUUGCAGAGUUAUUGGUUAUGGGGCUUUGUUUUUUGUUACUAUACUAUAUACAUAGACACAGUUUUGUGCGCACCAUCUCUCCUCAUCCCCUUGACACAAUUUAAUGAAACUUCACACAAGUGAUCAGUAACAACAGUAGUUGUGCAUGGGGCAUGUUAGGUUCUUUCAGAAAAAAAAUUUGCAGAGUUAUGGGACUUUGUUUUUUUUACUAUACUAUAUACAUAGACACAAUCUUGUGCGCACCAUCUCUCCUCAUCCCCUUGACACAAUUUAAUGAAACUUCACACAAGUGAUCAGUAACAACAUUAGUUGUGCAUGGGGCAUGUUAGGUUCUUUCAGAAAAAAAAUUUGCAGAGUGAUGGGUGUUUGUUUUUUGUUACUAUACUAUAUACAAAGACACAAUCUUGUGCGCACUAUCUCUCCUCAUCCCCUUGACACAAUUUAAUGAAACUUCACACAAGUGAUCAGUAACAACACUAGUUGUGCAUGGGGCAUGUUAGGUUCUUUCAACGACAAAAAUUGCAGAGUUAUGGGACUUUGUUUCUUGUUAACAUACUAUGUACAUACAGUCUGCAUAUUGAGGGCUGAGCGCGAAACUAUUGUAUCUUGUUCUUUAUUUAUAUACAGUUACAACAGUUUCGCGCUCAGCCCACGAAUUAUUAUUAUGCAAUCUUGUGCGCGCCUAAUCUUCCGAACCCUUGCACACAAUUUAAUGAAACUUCACACUAGUGAUCAGUACCAACCAUAGUUGUGCAUGGUGCAUGUUACGUUCUUUUAGAUAAAUAUUCUGCAUAGUUAUGGGACUUUGUUUUUUGUUACUAUACUGUAUACAUACAGUCUAUAUACAUACAGUCCACAUAAUUAUGCAAUCUUUUGUGCGUCAAAUUGCAAUGUAUUGUGUCGGUGCAUGCGGGGGGUACAUUCAUCACCUUUAGUGAUAGCUCUAGUUGCACUUGUCAUGAUAAACUAGGUUAUUUUAGAAUAGUUAAAUUGCUAAGCUAUGUUAUGUUGUAAGUUACCAUUUUGUCAUAAGUCUGCACUUUCCAAAUGAAAAUAUAGGGAUGCACCCCAAAGAAUUAUUGAAACUCAGGGCUUUUUCAGUGUGUCCCACGGGGCCGAAAUUCGGCCCCAUUCCCAAUGGCAAAUAUGCAUAUUUUUUCCCAAUAGCUGUUCAAAAAUUCCCAAUCAAAGCAAAAAAAAAAAAAAAUUUUUUUUUUUUUUAGACCUAUUUUGUUGCAAAUUAUAGUGGUGCAACCAUUGUAUUGUAGAUUUUAUUGAAUUUUCAGCUUGAAUUUGAAUAUAAAGCAGUUUCCUUUUAUGAAUAUUAGCAGUAGAAAUCACAGAAAUACACUAAGGAAAAAAAAAGGACUGAUUUUCAUGGAAAUACUUUCCUAAUUUGGAUGUUUAACCGUACAUAUAUUUCCCAAUAUGACAGUAUUCGCGAGUCGAAAAUUCCCAAAAAUCACAGGGGCCUUUUUCCCAAAAUGGCCAGAAAAAGCCCUGAAACUGGACGGUAUGUUAACAACUAUCUGAAAGAACAGUUGUCUGUUCUGUGUAGACUGUGUUGACUCGGAGACAGAAACAAAUGCCCUUUAUACGUUUUCUAGCAAGAUGUCUGUGAGAAUGUUCAUUUAUUUGUAGAAAAUGCAUUUGAUGGUAUGUGUGAUGAUGUUUUCUCACCCAAACAUGGUAAGGAUCUAGGCAAGAACCUGCUGUGAUAUAUUAAAACUUAGAAAUAACACCUCAUAUAGUAAAAAUAUUCUGUAAGUAGUUAUACUUAAAAAUGAUAGCAGUUUUUACAGCAAUGGUAUAAACUUUAAAGGACCAUAAUGCUUUAAAUUUUUAUCUUAAAAACAGAUGAAACAGCUUUCCAAAUAGAUAUUAUGCAUACAUACAUGGUUAGAAAAGCACUACUUCUAAAUAUUGCACAUGAACUGUCAUAGUUAGAGCAUUCAGGGAGGUAUUAAUAAAAAACAUUAGAUCCAAUAAGACAUUCUAGUAUAUUCAGCAAUAUUUAAACCUUUGACAAAUGUUAAAGAAAUUAAUUAUCAGAAAUAGGAUUUAACAAGAAAUUAGUGUACUUUAUGUUUAUAAUGGAAAAUGUGUGAGCCACAUUUUGAACAAAGGCAUUAUGAGCCCUUAAAGUAAAUUGUGAAACAUCUUAGUGUCUAUUCAGAUACUUAUAAUAAUAAUAAUUUGUGCAUUCAGUAAUAGUCCUGAACUGGUAAUGGUACAUGUUAUUAAUCUUCAAUCUGACAUACACACUGUAUGAUUGUAUGGAUGUCAUUUCUGUAUAAAAAAAUAAACAUUUUAAUUAUUUAAUUUAUAUUUGUGUAAUUUGUAACUUGGUAUAUCUUACAUACUUGCAAUGUUUGUUGGAUAUUCUGUUAUUUUAAUAUGUUUUAUAUGUUACAUGGAUUAGUCUCAAAUGAUUUUUACAGAAUGGCUAUAUACAUAUUUAUUUGUUUAUAACGUAUAUGGAUGAGACUGAAAUGAAUAAAUAAAAUACAAUAAUCUACAGUGUACUGUCUGAUACAAAAUUUACGACAUUUCUUACAAACAUGUUUGUCUCAUUCCGAUUAGUGGAGGUAAUCUUUUAUGAUGUAUAACAUUAUUCUCAAAACAUUUGUGUUCAAUUAUUAAUAAUUUAUAUUAACAAGCACUUUUCUUCAGUGUUUAGGUCUCACCCUUGUGUCAUUGGCUGCAUAAGUUUUUGAAUGUAAGCUGGUAUUUCAGUAACCACUUGUGGGAAUGGAUUGAAACUUCACACACUUAUUCACUGUGAAAUAUUGAUUUACACUGCACAGGUUCAAUAACUGUAUUUUGAUAUUUUACAAAAUUAUUCCCCUUUUUCAACAUUGCAUUUUUGAGGUUAAGUGUUUGUAUGUAAGCUGGAAUCUCAGUUACUGUACCCACUAAUGGUAAUAGAUUAAAACUUCACACAUUUGUUCACUGUCAUGAUCUUACAUGCAGUGCACAGGUUUCAUGAUUCUACUUUGCAUUUUUAUAAAAUGAUUCCCCUUUUUUGACUAAGCAGUUUUUGGCUAACUUUUUGUAUGUAAGCCGGUAUCUCAGUACCCACUAAUGGGAAUGGAUUGAAACUUCACACACUUGUUCACUGUCAUGGGGUGAUAUGCAUUGUACAGGUUUCAUAACCCAGUUUUGCAUUUUUGCAAAAUUAUGCCUCUUUUUCAACUGUACAUUAAUCAGUUGACAAGGCUGUUGAUUAGUAAAGCAUUGCUGUUGUUAAUUGAAGUU
Molecule: messenger RNA, 10039 nt
Organism: Mercenaria mercenaria
Lineage: Eukaryota; Metazoa; Mollusca; Bivalvia; Venerida; Veneridae
Product: ATP-dependent DNA helicase PIF1-like
Exons: 11
Coding region: 81-2003 (640 amino acids)
Biological process (GO): telomere maintenance; DNA repair
Molecular function (GO): ATP hydrolysis activity; DNA helicase activity
Source: RefSeq, a predicted model, not a curated record